UUACUACAGUUCACUAUAAAUUUCAGAGGUUAUGUGCGGCUUCUGGGAAUCCCCACUCCUCGUUAUUUCAUGAAUUCUACUUCUCGUUACAUUUGAAAUAAGUGAACUUUUACAGCGCAGUAUCAUCCUUCCUGCAACACUCCUGUUUGGCACAUCGUCUCUCCAUUUCAAAAGCUUGUCUUCAGUAAUAAACAUAGAUGGAGAAACGCGAUACGGUGAUGAACUCUUUUAAGGAACUCGCAGAAUUUCUCGAUGACACAAAAUAUGAACGGCAAUUAUAUGCCCAUACUUAUAGUAUAAACGAUAUUGGAUUCAUUCUCAACAAGUUAGGAAGAACAACGUAUAAAAUAGUUCUCGAAGAAAAUUGUUCUUUGACCUGGGAGUUGAAGUUAAGCUGUUCUAGUGGUUAUUUGGAAAUGCAUCUUCUCCCACAGAACACAAUCACAAGAUGUCGAGAUCAUUUGACGCUUUGUUGUCACUUUGAUUACGAAUCAUGCAUGAAGUGCACUUCAAAGUUUGCAUUUAUACGUUACAUUAUAACGAUAUCGUAUCGUGGUCCUGGUGGUCAGGAUAGUUGGACUAAAAAAAUUGAUUCAAACUUUUGGAUGCGUUAUUCUGAAUCAUUGUUUAAGGAUAUGACAGGAUAUGCAGUACCAUUCACGGAAUGGAAAAGUUCCGAUGUACUUACGGUAACUUGUAAGUUUUAUGUAAUAGAAGAGAAACAGUCUGCUCGUCAAGAAAGAGAUCCCUUCCAAGAACCCUCGCAGCAUAUCAGUAGCGUCUCAAAGUACCUUUGGAAAAGCAGACAAUUCAGUGAUGUGACCCUCGUAGCUUUAAACAAACAAUUUCAUGCGCAUAAGGCUGUACUUGCUGCGAAUAGUCCAGUUUUCCAGAAGAUGUUUGAGAGCGAGAUGCAAGAAGUAACCAGAAAUACAGUAAAAAUAACGGACGUGGAAGGCACUCUAGUUGAGUUAAUGCUCAAAUUCCUUUAUCUUGGACCCAUCGACGAAGUGAAAAACAAAGCUUAUGAGCUAGUAUAUCUAGCUGAUAAAUACGACAUUAAAACUAUGAAGGAAAUGUGCCAAAAUGUUUUACAUACAAAAAUCACUCCGGAAAACUCGGUGAAUACUUUAAUCCUUGCCGAUAAACACAAUUUACAAUUAUUGAGAUCCUCAACUAUCCGAUACAUUGUCAAGAAUGUUAAAGUAAUUAGAAAUAGACCAGAAUUCCCGCUAUUAAAGGCAUGUCCUGAUUUACUCUAUGAGAUUCUUUGUGAAAGUACUGAAUCGGUUACCAUAAAAGGUGCGGACAGACAUAAUUUGGAAAAUGAAAAUUUGCCCAAAACUUCUGUAUAACAUGUGAAUAUCCGUUGUGUAUUUUAUAACGUUCAGUUUUCGUUUUGAAAUUCUUCAUAACGUCAUUAUAUUUUUAUAUAUUUCACAGUGUGGUGUUUAUAUUUUUGUUAUAUUUUGAUAAACAAAUAAAUUCUGUAUGAAAAAUGAAAUUUCACGAGUCUCGGGACCAACUUUAGUCUCCAUAUUUCCGUGCUAAAAUUUGGAACGAAUCGAUACACCCAACUCAGAGAAUACUUUCACCAACGAUUUGACCAUUCCGAUAUAUA
Orussus abietinus is the source of this 1621-nucleotide messenger RNA. Its product is annotated as speckle-type POZ protein. The transcript has 2 exons. Gene Ontology annotation, cellular component: cytoplasm; nucleus. Gene Ontology annotation, molecular function: ubiquitin protein ligase binding. The record is from RefSeq and is a predicted model, not a curated record. Gene Ontology annotation, biological process: proteasome-mediated ubiquitin-dependent protein catabolic process; regulation of proteolysis. Lineage: Eukaryota; Metazoa; Arthropoda; Insecta; Hymenoptera; Orussidae. Bases 198 to 1355 code for a protein of 385 amino acids.